This is a messenger RNA of Amoebophrya sp. A25, 336 nucleotides long. NCBI's taxonomy places the organism in Eukaryota, Dinophyceae, Syndiniales, Amoebophryaceae. The record is from the annotation of a GenBank genome assembly.
GGAGACGGUUAUUUCCUCGAAAUCGGAGACCUGCGACAACGAAAAGCAUAGCGGCGAAGGAAGCGAUGAGCUGCAGCCAGCGAUUGACAUAGCGGUCGUGGGUGAGCAUAACCGUAAGGCGAAACAUGUAGAUGUAGAAGAGGAAGAAGUAGAAGUAAAGCGAAUUAUGGACGGUGCUGAAGGUGAUGGUGCGACAGAUCCUGCAACGGGCACGGAACAUGCUGAAAGGGUACACAACCUCAAGGAUCAGGACGACCAAGUUCCUCCGGCUCCUCACGAGGGACAGAAAGAAGAUCAUGAAGUCGAAGUUAUCGUAGAUGAUGAGCAAGAAGCAUC